AUGAUCGCUGCAGCAGCUCAGCGACUUCGAUCGAGUUCCAUGCACACCCUGAAGACCUACGACAAGAGCGAGCACCGCCUCCUCGUCGUCGGUGGCAGCGGCUUUGUGGGUAGCAACGUCCUGCAACGCGCCGUGCAAAAGGGGAUCGAGGUGCGCAGUCUCAACCGCUCAGGCAAACCGCAGUGGCAGGACGUGCCGUGGAUUGACCAAGUGGAUUGGCGCUCGGGGAGCGUCUUCAAUGAGGAGGAUCUGGCAGAGGCUGUCGACGGUGUCACUGGUGUUAUCUCGACGGUAGGUGCCUUUGGGAGCCAGGAGUUUAUGGAGAAAAUGUGCGGAGACGCGACGAUUCAAGUGGCUCGGGCGGCGCAGAAGUCAGGUGUGGAACGAUUCGUGUUCGUGUCCAACUCUCGCGUUGGCUCGUGCUACCCGUCGUGGCUACCGCUGUAUGGCUAUUACCAUGGAAAAGAGCGAGCAGAAGCUGUUGUGCAAGCCAGCUUCCCAAGUACAGGGGUGGUACUGCGUCCAGGCUUUAUCUAUGGCUGGCGUCGGACGGCGAAAGGACAAGGCAUCCCACUUCAACUUGUUGGUGCGCCUGUAUCGAUGCUUGCACGCAACCUUGGUGCCGUGUCAACUGCAUUGGGCUAUGUGCCAUUCAUUGGGGAGGAGAUGCAGGCUGCUAUUCCUGUUGAUGCAGUUGCGAAGGCGGCAGUGCUCAGUGCUAUCGGUCCUGUCCAAGGACAAACGCUGGACACAACCAAGAUGCUUGAGGUGGCUGCUUCUUUCCACGUCCAUGAGUGA
Molecule: messenger RNA, 798 nt
Organism: Peronospora matthiolae
Lineage: Eukaryota; Oomycota; Peronosporomycetes; Peronosporales; Peronosporaceae
Source: the annotation of a GenBank genome assembly